This is a messenger RNA of Carassius gibelio (silver crucian carp), 2577 nucleotides long. RefSeq names its product guanylate kinase. Lineage: Eukaryota; Metazoa; Chordata; Actinopteri; Cypriniformes; Cyprinidae. Gene Ontology annotation, molecular function: GMP kinase activity. The transcript has 8 exons. Gene Ontology annotation, cellular component: cytosol. Bases 136 to 768 code for a protein of 210 amino acids. Gene Ontology annotation, biological process: purine nucleotide metabolic process. The record is from RefSeq and is a predicted model, not a curated record.
GAGGCUCGUGUCGCCUUCUGAUGACGCAGUGAGACGCCAGUAAAUGGCUCUCAUGCGAGAACCUGAGAGAGAGAAGGAAGAUUACAGGCGAAGGGAGAAAGACAUUCUCCUCUUGUUUGAUCGCUUUUUUCCCCAAUGUAUGUGAGGCUUGUCUCCAGGUUUUUUUCAGCGAUGGCUGGACCGAGGCCUGUGGUGAUGAGUGGACCGUCUGGAGCUGGCAAAAGCACUCUGCUGAAGAAGCUGCUCAAGGAGUUCGACGGCGUCUUUGGCUUCAGCGUUUCCCAUACGACGCGAAGCCCCCGUCCAGGAGAGGAGAACGGCAAAGACUAUCAUUAUGUUAGCAGGGAAGUGAUGACGGCAGCCAUAGCAAAUGAUGAAUUUAUCGAAAAUGCUGAAUUUUCAGGGAACAUGUAUGGAACAAGUAAAGCAGCUGUACAGGCUGUUCAGGCCAAAAAUAGGAUUUGCAUUUUGGACAUUGACAUGCAGGGAGUGAAGAACAUCAAGAGAACUGAUCUCAACCCCAUCUAUGUGUCCAUCCAGCCUCCGUCAAUGGACAUCCUGGAAAAACGAUUAAGGGAUAGAAAAACUGAAUCUGAGGAAAGUUUACAAAAGCGUUUACAUGCAGCCAAAGUUGAUAUGGAAAUUAGCAAAGAGCCAGGUUUAUUUGAUGUGGUGAUCAUCAAUGAUGACCUCGACGCGGCGUACAGGAAAUUAAAAGACGCUGUUCUUGAGGAGAUCCAGAAGGUCAGAGAUGCCAAACACUCGUAGACGAGAGCACACCUGCUAAACACAGACCUGUCGGUUCACCUCCAGCUUCAGAAGAACGAUUUCAGACCUCUACAUUCCACAGAGAAAGACUUUCUGAGGCUCAGUCCAUACUCCAACACUGCUGAAUGUCAUAUAUCUAUCUAUCUAUUGGUAUACGGUGCAGGCUAGUUCGGAAACAUGUAGAUUUCACCAAGAAACACUCUAAAAUCAUUAUUUCUGUUUUGAUAUUUCUUUUACUUUGACGUGUGACCCUGGAGCACAAACCAGUCUUAAGUGUCAAAAUUCCUAAAUUUAGAUGUACAUCGUCAGAAAGCUGAAUAAAUCAUCUCUCCGUUGAUGUAUGGUUUAUCAGGAUCGGACAAUAUUUAUCUGAGAUACAGCUAUUUGAAAAUCUGGAAUCUGAGGGUGCAAAAAUAUCUAAAUAUUGAGAAAAUCAUCUUUAAAGUUGUCCAGAUGAAUUCUUAGCAAUGCAUAUUAUGCAUCAAAAAUUAAGUUUUGAUAUAUUUAUGGUAGGAAAUUUACAUUAUCAUGGAACAUGAUCUUUACUUAAUAUCCUAAUGAUUAUUGUCAUAAAGGAAAAAUCAACAAUGUAUUUUUGGCUAUUGCUACAAAUAUACUUAAGAGACUCAAGACUGCUUUUGUGCUCCAGGAUCACCUUUUUUUUUUAUGAAAAUAGAGAUUUUAUAUAUCUAACUAGCAUGUUCACCAAUUUAUUGUUGUUGUUUUUUCUAUGCUGAUAUUUUAUAAUAACUCAUUCUUUGCUGUCGUAAACGACGCAGCUUUCCAUUUGCAAUGUUAACUCAUUCAGAGCUAUUAUCUGCACAUAUGAGCAGUGUGCUACACCUGCUUUCAUUCAUAUAAUUGCAUCUGAACGUCUGACAUCGUAUAAGUCCAGGAAAGCUUGGUUUCUUAACUAAUAACUCGUUCUUAAAUGAUGGAAGUGGCUGCGUCUCAUCUGCUGGUGUCUUGAAAUGAGUAAUCAUGUUUUGCAAACACAUUACAUGCAUUUAGCUUUGUAAAUAAGAUCAUAUUUCACUUUAAUAUGUUUUGAAAGUUUAUAAAGAGUUUCAGUGUACUUCCAAACACAGCCACGAGUCUUUAGGUAGCUUUAGGACACAUUAUUAAGGCUUUUAGUCUUAUACAGCUGAUCUUUAGUAGAUCUACAGAUAGUUCCAGCAAUUCUGUUAAAUGUGUCCUUCAAAUAAUCUGAAAACCAAAAUAAUACAUAAUUGUAAUCUAUAGAUUUCUAGCUCUAUUCAUGUUUUCUUCUUACCGAAUUUGAACUACAUUAGAUUGUUUUUUUAGAUUGUUUAUUAACAAUUGAAACAUAAUAAAAGUAACAAACCUAAACAAGCGAUUGUGUCAUUUGAUCUACUGAAACAGAGUAUAAAAGUGAUUUCACAUGAUAAAAUACUCAAAUUAUGAGCUGAAAUGUGGUUCUAGUCCAUCUGGUGUAAUGUGUAACAAUAGUGUUGAGUUUAAAAUAUGCUCUUGUGCAUCAGAAGGAAGUUUAUAUUUGUUUCUCCCAUAUGACAUCUCAAUUUUAAAUAUGGUUGAAUGUGUGGCCAGGCUUCAGAUUUCCUGGUUUGCUGUCUCUUACAAGCCUGCAGAACCUGUUUUGUUUUGUAUUAUUCAUGGUUUGUGGUGUGUGUGUGUGUGUGUGAAAUCUGAGGAAUGCAGUUGAUGCCUCAAAACAAUGUCUAAACUAAAAGUCACUGUUAUCUUUUUUUAUUAUUAUUCUAAACCUAUAUACAUGUACUGUGUAAGGCUAAUAAAUCUAACCUGUUACAGUGCAGUGUGCAGCUGAAA